GGCACAUUUUCAAAGUCCUUCAUUUUAAACAGAUAAACACCAUCGACAGGAUUUCAGAGAUGUCCAUUUCAAGAGGUGAUCUGGUGCCGUCUGUUGAGAGUUCAGAAAAGGUUUCCUCUGAAAGAUUAAGGAGCUUGCACCCUGCUGAGAUCAGACAACUGAUUCGAACCCGGAAACUUGGGACCAGGAGCACGUCAGGAAUGGCAGAAGGAUACAAACAAGCCAAUAUUGUGAUAUUGCACAAGGGCCUGGCUGAUGAUUUUCAAAAAUUCUGCCAUGCAAACAGUGGCCCAUUGCCAUUGCUGUACAGGAGCCAACCAGGAGAAUGGAAAUGCUCUAUACUAACAGACAACUCUGACAUAAGAACAGACUGCCCUCAGUAUUGUACAUUCCAAUGUGGAAACUUCACUGGCUACAAAUCUGAUCUACUGGAGUACACGAAAGAGCUGGAGGACAUGACAACCUUCUACCUGGGCUGUAGUUUUGCUUUUGAACAGGCAAUUUUGAAGGCAGGGGUUCCAAUAAGGAACGUUGAACAAAAACGCAAUGUGAGCAUGUAUAAGACGUCAGUGCCAUGUCGUGAGGUGGGCAGGUUCCAGUGUAACAUGGUGGUCUCCAUGAGGCCUGUCCCAGAGGGAAAACUCAAUGCUGUCGCACAAGCCACCCACCCAGCAAGAGAUGUUCAUGGGGCUCCAGUUCAUAUUGGCCACCCUGGAUUAAUUGGAAUCCAGGACCUGUCUAGACCAGACUAUGGGGAUCCAGUUGAGCCUCAUCAAGGGGAUGUCCCUGUGUUCUGGGCUUGUGGGGUGACGGGGGUGGAAGCUGUACAGGGCUGCAAACCUCCUCUGGCAUUCACCCACUCUCCUGGCAGGAUGUUCAUCACUGAUUGUAAAAGGGACGAGUCCGAUCCUGUUCUCAACACUGACCCGACAGAGACCGUACAGACCUUCUGCAUAUCCCAGAACCCUCUGCACUACAGUGUUGCCUCUGCUGCUGCAGUUCAAAAGAUCCGGGCCCUGGAGUGUCACAUUGGGGUUGACGCAGGUGACCAAGGUAUAAAAGCCCUGUUCAUCCCAGACGAGCUGCUGAAGGCCUCCCUGUGCUUGUCACAUGCAGCCUCAGUUCUUAUCACUACUGGGUUUCCGACCCACUUCAACCAGGACCCUCCUGAAGAAACUGAUGGACCUCCAGGUGCCAUCGCCAUGGCAGCCAUGCUCCAGGCCCUGAUGAAACAGGUUGCUAUAGUAACUAACCGUCGGGCCUUAGAAAUUAACAAGAAGAUUAUUGAGGGUGCUGUUGAGCAAGGAAUUUUAAAUACACCAGUACCCCUCCUCAGUUUCCAAGAUGAUAGCCAGGAUUCAGCUUUGAGAUUCCUGUGCCAUGACGGAAAUCCGAAGACACCCAGGUAUGACCACUUGGUGGCAAUAGAGCACGCUGGCAGGGCUGCAGAUGGAAACUACAACAACAUGAGGAAAGUGAAUAGCAAACACAUGAUUGACCCCAUAGAUACUCUGUUCAUAACAGCAAGCACAAUCCCAGGCAUCAUGACAACAGGUGUUUCAAACUGGGGUGGCUAUGCAGUGGCCUGUGCUCUCUACAUCCUCAAUUGCUGUCCAAUUCACGAGAGAUACCUCCAGAAGGCAGUUGGGUUCCCCAGACACUCGGAGCAGGAUUCCUGGGCCUCGGCACUCCCAACAGUCACUAAGGAAGAAAAACUGCUGGAAAUCCUCAAGAAGUACGGGAUUGGAAGUGGCAAAACCGGGAAUCUGGGAAUGGAGGUGAACGGCCCGCCUUUCUAUGACACUCACUCCACUAUGAUCCAGCAGCUUGCCGAGAUCACAUUGUAGUUAUCGGGAAUAUCAUGACAAGCCCAGAAACUCCCUGAUGAAAUAAAAUUCCUUGUAAACUGAAAACAUAGUUACUGCUACUAGGUACUGAUAGCCACAGCCUAGGGAAUGGAAAUAUGUGUUUGUUUUUCUUUUGAUGAAAGGUGCUUGUUUUCAGACACCGAAGCCUUUGCCCUGUAUUUACAGAUCUGAUUUCUGUUUUGGUAUGUUAUUUUAUUCUUUGGAUCAGAAUCUAUCUGUGCUUGUAUAAUCCUGCUCACCAGAACAUUUUGAGGAAACCUUUCAUCUCUACUCGAUCUGUAGUAAUAGGUGGCGAGUUGAUUUGAUCAUUUUCUACCCCUAUCAUAUUUUCUGUGUUUCCUACCCAAAGUUGAAGACCGCUAAUGUUCUAAAAACAUGGCCAUCGAUCAGUUGUGGGCAUGGGAUAAAUGUGUGAAGCAGUGAUCCAUUAACGAUUUUUAAAAUACAGCUGUAAUUUGAGGAGUUCUCAUUUUUCAAAGAAAACAUAAAAAAUGCAUUAAUUGGUACUCCAAAAUCCAUGGAAAUUGAUCUUGUUUCACUACUGCCUUAAAUACCAGGGAGAGUUCAUAAUUACGAUCAUUGACGAAUUGUUGCAGGAGUCUGCUCAAAAUAGAUUUUUACAGCAAAUAAAACUAAUACUCUUGUAGUCAGUAGAUUAUAAUGGAAUAUUGUAAUAAACAGUAACUACACCUGUAAUUACCUUUUACGUAAACAUACAUUGACAUAUAGAUGUGUUAGAAUUCAUUAAAUGUAGUGUUCUGUUGAACUUAUCAGUUAUUUUAGUAAACUAUCCAAUCUGUAUUUUUGACAGCCUUGUAAUUCCUUUAUUGGACUUGGCAAGUUUCUGUGGACAUAUUGUAACAUUGGUAAUUACUGGUCAUUGUAGCCUCAAAGUACUAAUGUACAUUAGAUUGAUAAUUUCAGACUGUCAGGAUAUGAUAAAAGGGACUAUAUUUAAAAAAAACAAAAAAACACACAGAAAAUGCAAAUGUAAAGAUUUGGUACAUGUAAUGGCUAACUACUGUCUUUAAAUUGUUAAUUAACAAAACAGUUAAAUUAAUAUUGUUCAAGAUCCCAUAGAAAUGUGCUAGAAAAAAAAGUAUUUAGUAAAGAGACAGGAAGAACCCUGUUGCUGCUGCUUGCACAGAUGGGUGCAUCUGGGAUGCGUAACAGGAGACACGUUGCCAGGCAACCAAUUGAGCAGGUAGGCUCGCCCGGCGCUGAGCUGAUCGGGCGGUUCAGAUUGGCUGGGGGGCAUGCCUGGGAUGGCUGCACGGAGCAUCUGUGCCACAGCUUCAGGAGACUGCACCACCAUGCUACACAGAGGGAAGCUUUGUUUACAUCCAUGAGGACAAUGUCUGCUCUGCAGGACAACUACUACGGAACCCCUCAACUGCAGGAUGGUGCCUGUGAAGGCUGUGCCCAGCCAGGACUGUCGCAACGACCCGGAGCAGCUGGGAGGCUGGGCCUUCAGGAGCAACAGCAGCAGGUUAGUUUAGGGCAAGGCUUCUCAAACACCCUGUGGCUGCUGGACUGAGUUUGAGAAGCCCUGGUUUAGGGGACGUUGAUCCCAAGCAGUAUAGAGAGGGUUCCGUAGUGUAGCAGGUUCCUGGAGCGGGACAUCUCUUUUAAUGAGGUUAGCACUCACCUUGUGUGGCAAACUUUUAUUUUUAGCUUUAUUGUGUUUUCUUUAUUAGUUCUGAGACUAGGGCUACCAUUACUGGUACCCUAGUGACAGCCUGUGUGUUUAAUAAAAUCAACACCCAA
Polyodon spathula (Mississippi paddlefish) is the source of this 3635-nucleotide messenger RNA. Its product is annotated as D-glutamate cyclase, mitochondrial-like. Gene Ontology annotation, biological process: glutamate metabolic process. Gene Ontology annotation, molecular function: D-glutamate cyclase activity. The record is from RefSeq and is a predicted model, not a curated record. NCBI's taxonomy places the organism in Eukaryota, Metazoa, Chordata, Actinopteri, Acipenseriformes, Polyodontidae. The transcript is spliced from 12 exons. The coding region runs from base 60 to 1847 and encodes 595 amino acids.